AUGAUGUUGAGGAAAAUGGACAACAACAAAUCUCUUGGAGCUGAUGGUGCCAACGCAUGCUUUUUCAAGAAUUACUGGAAUAUUAUUGAAGAAGCAACUUGGAAUGCAAUUGAUGAGUUUUUCAAAUCAGGCAUGAUGCCUGAGCAAUGGAAGGAGACCAUGGUUGUGUUGAUUCUGAAAGUUCAAAAUGCUAAAGAAUGCUCCAAAUUCAGACCAAUUUGCCUAUGCCAAAUGGUCUACAAGCUAGCCGCCAGCAUGAUCCUCAACAUAAUCAAAAGUUGCCUCCCAAAAGUCAUAUCUCAAUAUCAAGGGGCAUUUGUUUCAGGAAGAAGCAUUUCAGAUAAUUGCCUUAUUGCUCGGGAAAUCACCAGAAAGAUGAAAUCGUUAGUGGUUAAACUGGGAUUUUUUCUCUUGAGGCUUGACAUGGAACAAGCAUAUGAUAGCAUGUGUUGGGAAACUCUAAACCAAGUAUUGAUGCUCGCCGGUUUUCCCGAGAAAUUGAUACAGUUGAUUAUGCAAUGUGUAUCUAAUCCAAAAUACUCUAUAAUGAUAAAUGGAAAAAGAACCAAUUGGAUCAAUGCUCGUUGUGGCUUCAGACAGGGAUGUCCUAUGUCGCCAAAUGAUGUUCUGGUUGUAGCUAAGGCCUAUAGUAAAAAUGUUAGAACUUUGAAGCACUUCCUCACAAAAUACUGUGGCAGGACAGGACAAGAAUAUGUGAAGGGAACUAAUGUUGACACUCAAUUGGCUAUUAUUGAAGGUGAAAGGAAUGAGAUGGUCUUAGAGGAUGGUGAAUUUGUUUUUAUGGGUCAUUAUUUUCCUCCUAAAUGUUUUAAAGAACUUGUUAUGAAGGCUACUGAUAAUCUGGAGUAUGAUG
Dendrobium catenatum is the source of this 874-nucleotide messenger RNA. RefSeq lists its product as uncharacterized. Lineage: Eukaryota; Viridiplantae; Streptophyta; Magnoliopsida; Asparagales; Orchidaceae. The record is from RefSeq and is a predicted model, not a curated record. The annotation marks the transcript as partial. The transcript has 3 exons.